ACCAAAGGAGCAGGCAGAGAAUGGUCAGGGUCACAAGCUGGGUUCAGUAACUCACGGGCAGCGUGGUACAAGGCAGCGGGCAGAGAAUGGUCGGGUCACAUGCCAGGUCAGCAACAGCAGGUCAAAUCCAAUAGGGGGCAUCCAGGAGAGAGGUCAGGCAAAGCAAGGGUCAGGAUAGGAGAAAGCAGCAAGGUCAGGUACAAUCUGGGUCAAUAACUUACAGGGUACAGGUUCGCAGAAUCACAGGAUGCAGGAAAGACCAGAAGGCACUGA
This is a messenger RNA of Staurois parvus, 273 nucleotides long. Lineage: Eukaryota; Metazoa; Chordata; Amphibia; Anura; Ranidae. The record is from the annotation of a GenBank genome assembly.